ACCUUCAACAGGAUGGUGGAGCAAACUUUUGAUAACGAGGACUUUGCGGCGCAAGUGACAGUUUUGGCUAGGAAUGCCACGGACUUGGCAAUUUCCUCCAAAAGCUUAUACGCGACCAUAAACAUUAAUGUCUCAAGUUCAGUGACCCUGCAUGAGCUUGCACAGUGCACCCCCGACAUAGCAAACUCAGCCUGUAAGAGUUGCUUGCUUUUGGCUAUCAAAGAGUUUCCUACCGUCCUUAAUUAUAAAAGGGGAGGUGCGAGAAUUCUUCAGCCAAGUUGUAAUGUACGGUACCAAAUGAAUUUUAGUGGGGAACCUAGAGGAAAAGCACCAGCACCUUCUACAACAAACAAAACCAGCAGUGAGUCCGGCAGUGAAGGUAUGAGUUAUCUAAUUCUAAAAAUGGGCACACAAUUUGUCAUGGUAAGCCUAUAAUGGUAUCAUUCCGUUGCUUCUAAUUAUCAAUAUAAGCUGCUUUAUGUAUCAUAUUGCACUUGAUUUACUUUUACUGUACUCGCGUUCUUUCCAAGUUCAAGAAAAAAAGACUAUUGAUGCACCAAGAAAUAUUUCCUUCGCUUUCUGGCUUUCAUGCCUGAUCCUCUUCAUCCUAGAUUCCCAGGCACUCCUGCCGGUGGACUGACAUAUGUUCAGGAGUGGUGCUUAGCUAGGGGCAACUACGCUGCUUUUACCAAGUUUCAGAACAACCUCAGCAGCCUCCUCUCCAAGGGCAACUCCGCUGAUUACAGCAAAGGACCCAUUGGCGGUUUCUACAACACAACGGAAGGUGAAGAUCCGGACAAAGUUUAUGGUCUCUUCCUCUGCAGGCGAUGUUGCUGCCAAUCGCUGUCAGUCUUGCAUCCAGGAAGCUAGCAACACCCUCGUGGAAAGAUGUCCUGGACAGAAAGAGGGGACCCUUGGU
Messenger RNA from Eucalyptus grandis, 919 nucleotides. RefSeq names its product putative cysteine-rich receptor-like protein kinase 9. The record is from RefSeq and is a predicted model, not a curated record. The coding region runs from base 589 to 870 and encodes 93 amino acids. The transcript has 2 exons. NCBI's taxonomy places the organism in Eukaryota, Viridiplantae, Streptophyta, Magnoliopsida, Myrtales, Myrtaceae.